This is a messenger RNA of Penicillium bovifimosum, 1809 nucleotides long. Its product is annotated as ENTH domain protein. The record is from RefSeq and is a predicted model, not a curated record. Gene Ontology annotation, molecular function: clathrin heavy chain binding; phosphatidylinositol-4,5-bisphosphate binding; 1-phosphatidylinositol binding. Bases 1 to 1809 code for a protein of 602 amino acids. Lineage: Eukaryota; Fungi; Ascomycota; Eurotiomycetes; Eurotiales; Aspergillaceae. Gene Ontology annotation, cellular component: clathrin-coated vesicle; clathrin-coated pit. The transcript is spliced from 5 exons. Gene Ontology annotation, biological process: clathrin coat assembly; clathrin-dependent endocytosis; vesicle budding from membrane.
AUGCCUGGUGGAUUUGAGAAGUCGGUAAAGGGGGCCACAAAGCUCAAGCUUGCGGCCCCUAAAUCAAAAUACAUCGAAAACAUCCUGGUGGCGACCCAUACUGGCGAGGCAGGAGUCGCGGAGGUAUUUCGCACCCUCCAGCUUCGACUUCGAGACUCCGCAUGGACUAUCGUGUUCAAAGCGCUCAUUGUCCUUCAUCUGAUGAUCCGGGAUGGCCAACUCGAUGCUGCGCUGGGAUACUUGUCCGACAACCCGAAGAAGAUCGCGCCCAGCAAUUUUUCUGAAGCGCAAUCGCAGGGACACAACAUCCGACGGUAUGCCGAGUACCUUAUCACGCGCGCCAAGGCGUUUGAUGCCUGCAAGACAGACCAUGUGCGGAGCGGGCCGGGGCGGCUGAAGAGGAUAGGCGUGGAAAAAGGUCUCUUGCGGGAGACCGAAAUUGUACAGAAGCAGAUUCGGGCGUUACUACGUUGUGAUCUAUUGACCGAUGAGCCGGAGAACGAGAUCAGUCUGACCGCAUUUCGCCUCCUCACACUCGAUCUAUUGACUCUAUAUUCAGUCAUGAAUGAGGGCACGAUCAAUGUUUUGGAACACUACUUCGAAAUGUCGCGACCGGAUAGCGUACGUGCCUUGGCAAUCUACAAGACAUUCACAAAGCAAACGGAAGAAGUGGUACAGUUCCUGGGAGUGGCCAGACAUUUCCAAUCUGCCACUCGCUUGGAGAUACCAAAGCUCAAGCAUGCCUCUACGGACUUGGCGCGCCUUCUCGAGGAUGAUCUCAACGAUCCUGAUUUCGAUCUUCGCCGACGCGAGUACUUGGCCAAGAAGGGCGUGCGCGCUCCACCAAGCAUGGAAGCCAGUGCGGCAGCCGAUGUACCAAAGGCGACCCCGCCCUCGUCGAAACCCAACCCAACGGCCAACCAACCCAAGCAGGCCGAACAGCCGAAGGCGGCACCUGCGGAUUUGAUUGAUUUCUUUGAUUCAAUUGAGCAGAACCAGCAACCAAUGGCGCAACAGGCCCAGAUGCAGUACCAGCAAACGGGUUUCCAACAGCAACCGCAGCAGCAGUUCUAUCCCCAGCAGGCUGGCUUCCAGCAGCAGCCUCAGUCGAUUCCACAGCAGGCCCAGGCAACAGGAUAUGGCCAGGCGGCCCAAUAUGGAGCGCCUUAUCAAGCACAGGGCCCUAAUAAUCCCUUCGGGCAAACCCAGCAACAACAGCCGCCGCAGCCGCAGCCACUUCAAGCUAUGCCAACCGGUGCCGGGUUUGGAGGGUACUCGGCGCAGCCACAGUCAUAUGGCUACCAGUCGCAAUUGCCUCCUAUCCCACAGGAAGGCGUUUCGCCCUUCCCUCCACAGCAGCAGCAAGCACCUCAGCCCUUGCAGCCUCAGCACACCAAUCCUUUCCGCCAGUCAAUGAUGGCCAACUCCACGGGCCCCCAGUCUCCCGCUGCUCCACUCUCGCGACAGAACACGAACCCAUUCGCGAGACGACUUUCUACCGCAAACACGCAAUAUAAUCCCUCCACUCCCCCGCCAGUACCGACCCAACCCCAAGCGCAGCCGAUCCAACCUCAGCGGACGGGGACCAACCCUUUUGCACGGAGCUCCCCUGCCCCGCAAGGCCUGCAACCUCCAGCAGCUGCCCCUUUGCGGCCCAAUCCGACUGGCAGUACCAACCCUUUCCGACAGAGUCAGUUCGUUAAUCAGCAGACUGGACAAGGGUGGCAAAACAGUGGACAAAGUGGUACAAUGGGUGGAUUAGAACAGUUGGAUACCGUGCCGAUCUUCCCGCGCCCCGGCAUGACCUAG